Molecule: messenger RNA, 6272 nt
Organism: Anopheles funestus (African malaria mosquito)
Lineage: Eukaryota; Metazoa; Arthropoda; Insecta; Diptera; Culicidae
Gene: Hsepi
Product: D-glucuronyl C5-epimerase B
Exons: 4
Coding region: 801-2573 (590 amino acids)
Biological process (GO): heparan sulfate proteoglycan biosynthetic process
Cellular component (GO): Golgi apparatus
Molecular function (GO): heparosan-N-sulfate-glucuronate 5-epimerase activity
Source: RefSeq, a predicted model, not a curated record
AAUAUCAUAGGAGGUGAAACACUGCGGUGUGGUUUGUUUUGAUUUUCCAGCUGUCAGAAUAGCACAGAAAAACAUACACACACGGACACGCACCCAAACGUGAAAGCAACUCGCGGAACGACGCAGGCGGAAGGACUUUUCCGUAUAUUUUUGCGUACCGUACCAAACACAGUUCUCUUUUGGCACGUACGUCAGUAUAGCAGGGAAAGGACGAUCGUCCGCAUAGGUCGACAAGCAGCAAAAUUCGCCAUCACCACCUAGCGGUCACACCUGCUAACGACCAUGACACCUGGUAGCGACGGUGGAUAAUUGAGGAGCCGGGAAAAUGUUUUAAACUUGUGCAACGCUCCUGAAUCACAAGCUUGCCGAAAAAAAGCAUCCGUGCAGUGAAUUCACACCAAAAAACCUAAUUCCACCUCAUGCGAACACCCAUUGAAGAGUGACGUGCUUAGGCAAGAGUGGACUGAAUGUUUGUGCGACCCCCGUCAUAUGGCCACACCAUCCACCCACGCGAUUGAACGAAGAAAAUCAACACGGCACGGUAGAAGCGUACCGUAAAACGAAAACAUCCCGAGGAAAUCUUUCUAUGGGUGUGAUGGAUGCAAUGUGUCCGUGUUUUCCGGUGGAACGGUACGACGUAGGGGAAGACUCACACCCACGAUGAGCAGCUAGUUAGAAGAGUGGUGGUCGGAAGAGUGUUUUACAUUAGCACCGAAUCGGGAUCGGUUUGUUUUCAUUCUUUUCGCGUAAAAGAAACAGUUUAUACAGCAUUCGGAAGUUAAAACAUUCAUCCGAGAUCGAUGACUGCGUUAAAAAACGGUGUUGGCGCAUCCGCAGAUCAAAAGGCAAGAUUUUUCCUUGUAAUUAUGCGACUGAAUUUAAAGUUCUUGCUGAUAAGUCUCUGCGUAACGGUUGCACUCAUAACGUUCGCUCUGUGGGCGAACUGUGGCGUUGGACAUGGGCUUGUACCGAAGUGGCCCCAGCAUCAUGGUGACGGUGACAAUCCAUUCGAACAGACGGAGGAAAUCGACUGUAUCAUCAACCAGGAGUAUGCUAUCGGGUGCCGGAAGGAGGGCGAGGAGGUGUACCUUCCGUUUUCCUUCCUGCAGAAGUACUUCGAUGUUUACGGAUCGCUGAACGUGGUGGACGGCAGUCGACGGUUCGAUUGGACGCAUAGCUACGGGAAGGUAAACUACCCGAAGGGAGCGUAUGAUCCGCGCGGUAUCUUCAUGUACUUUGAAAACUACAACGUAGAGAUGCGCGAUCGCGUCAAGUGCAUCAGUGCGAUCGAUGGUGUACCGAUUUCGACGCAGUGGGAAAGUCAGGGCUACUUUUACGCCACCCAGAUCGCUCAGUUUGGGCUGUCACAUUAUAGCAAAAAUUUAACCGAACCGGAACCGCGCCGUAAGACCGUCGAGGAUGGUGAUCGGGAGAUGGCCACCUGGAUAGUACCGAAGGGUAGCUCGAUGAACCGUACGAUCGAUCGGCUUCGACCGGUGGGCGGUGCGGUACUUUGUUUUUCUACCGGCAAAUCGUUUGAUACGGCUGUGGUCCUACCGAUGGAUCACGUGCUCGAUUUGGUGCUGAGUAUCGAUGUGCUACUGAAGCCAAAUUCCACGAUAUGCGUCACAUUGCAGAACCGUGAAACGCAGAAGCUUUAUCACGUUUACUACAUACUGGCGGAUCUACUGAUCGGUGUGCAGGAUGAGAACAUUUACUACGGAAUUGGGUUAAACAGUACUGGUGCGUGGAAACAUUUGACGCGCGAUUUGUUUGUCGAUCUGCAGAAAGGACUGCCGCAGUACGCAAGCACAGACAAGCGGCGUAAGAUGCGCCGCACUGAGCUAAAGGUGAUCGAGAUAUCGCUGCUCGGCAAUGGUAGUAUCGAUAAUUUGACACUUUCGACGAGUGAACAUAUAAGCCAUUUUUACGACGCUGCCGAUUGGUUGAUUCGGCACCAAGAUCCGAGUACUGGUGGAUGGCCAAUACCGGUACGACGAAAGCUAGGUUCGGGAUUCGGUGAACUGGCUCGCGGUUGGUACUCGGCGAUGGCACAGGGACACGCGAUAUCACUCCUGGCGCGAGCAUAUUACCAUUCCAAGGGAGAUAAGCGAUAUCUGCGGGCAGCACUGGAUGGUUUGAAGCUGUUUCGGAUACCAUCCUACCAGGGUGGCGUUUUGGCUACCUUCCUAGGGAAGUACGCAUGGUACGAAGAAUAUCCGACGACACCACACUCGUUCGUGCUGAAUGGAUUCAUCUAUUCGUUGCUAGGACUGUACGAUCUGAACUCAACUGCACCGGUCAACCAAUCGAAUGAGGCGGCAGUCCUGUUCGAACAGGGUAUGGCUAGUCUAAAGAAAAUGUUGCUUCUGUACGAUACCGGAUCGGGUACGAGCUAUGAUCUCCGGCAUUUUACUCUUGGCAUUGCACCGAAUCUAGCUCGCUGGGAUUAUCAUGCAACGCACGUCAAUCAGCUGCUGCUGUUGGCCACAAUCGAUCCGGACCCGCUGAUAUCGCAAACGGCGGAACGAUGGAAAAAUUACAUGGUAGGCAAACGUGCUCCGCAUAACUAAGCGAACUAAGCGGUGCAUUCGUAUUCGUGCACCACAAAAAAAAAACUGGCCACUGGUUGUUCCUGGUAGACCUGCAAUCUUCUCCACUUCCAUUUUAAAUGCCUUACACACCAGAAGAAAAGUAUCUCACUUCCUCUACAGUAGCGGUGUUCUCUGUUGUUGACCGUAGCAGCACAAUUUCUCGCUCUUCGCCGGGAUGCGAUUAUCCGUUUCGCGUGACUAGGGAGAAUGGAGUUAGGGGGAGCUUGAAACAAAAAGAAAAAGACACAACCGCAGAAACGAAAAGGAAGAUAGACGUAAGCGGGAUGGUAAAAACUGGCCUCUUUCGCGCAUUAGGGCCACCACUGAUGGUAAGAUUCUGCGAGGCUUUCGUGAUAUGAUAUGGUACCUUUAGAGUGUAACGGAAAUUGUACAUAUGAUUAGAGUUCUUUCCACAACCACUUUCCUGGCUAGAACGCGUAGCGUCUAUCGUAGAGCAGGAUCGCAUAUCCGUACGGAACGGGUAUCCGUUUUGUACAAUUCACAAACCACAUUUGGUAGGAUGCUUUCACCAUUUUUUUUUGUACUAUCGAACCUAUAUGCUCACGCGCCUCACCUACAAAAUAAUAAUCAGCAAGUAGCGAUAAGUUCAGUAUCACACAUAUGCACACAUUAGGGGAUAUGUGUGUAGCGUGCGCGAGAUGGUGAAUGAAAAUUAAAUUGUAAAGAAGGUUGUAAAGGAAUUCAAUCCAAAUAUCAUCGUAGCAUAAGUAGAUUGUACCAUUUGUCCUGCGGACGGAACGGUACGAAUGGAAGACUUAUGGCGUAAACAAACUCAACUUCUUGCCAUUGUUUUGUUGCCUGCCCGUACGUUUUGAAUGGAAGGGUAUAUUAAUCUUAAAAAGUUUCAUACAUAGAAUUUGCAAAACACAAUUUCCUACCAUCAGUAAGGGGGGGCAAACAUUUCGGUUUUGGUUGUACGCUUACAGCGAACAAAAUACCGAUCGCUUCGCCAGAUCGGGACAAGACCCGGUUCACGACGUACCGGGUGCACAAUGUAAGCAUUAACUGUCUAGUGUUUAAUGGAAUAGUAGUAGAAGCAUACAUGUCACAGAAAUACCAAUCAAUAUUUAGAGAGCUUACACUGGAAACAGUAUUGAAUAAGUAAUUCUUACGAUGGACAUUGUAAGAUCGUAAGAGUUUCUAUCCAUGCACAAAAAAAACAAACUUUUUGUACGAACCUUCACUUGGUUUAUGAUAGAGUAAGAGGGAACAAUUUUGUUCAAGUUGUAUGUUAUGCGUUUCGCUUUUAGUUAAGUGCAGUUUCUGUACAAUAGUUUGUGUUAUUUGUUUUUACAUGUACCUUACUGUUUGGUUUAAGCAUAAUUAUUUUUGGGUUGUUAAGAAAUUAGUUUAUUUAUUGGUAAAAAUAAUGCUUUAAAGGAUGAAGAAACGAUGGCUCAACCUAUCAUCGAAUUAUAGUUAUUUAUGUUUUGCCGAAAGGGUGAAUUGCGUUAAAUCAUGUGUAUAAGAUUGUAAAGGAUUGUAAUCGAUAGAAGGGAAUGAAAAGCAAAUUUGAGUUUCGUACUGUAAUAAUUAUUUUAUCGUUGAUUGUUUCCUUUUUUCGUAAUAAUGCAGAGAUAGUGUGUGUAGUAAUUUUGGUUUCCCCCGCUAAAGGGGAAAGAAAGACAAAACCGGUUGAAGAUUCCUGUUGCAAACAGUUACAUUAGGCUGGCUAAUUUUUACAUAGUUUAAAACAAAACUCUCAUAAGACUGCAUCCAGAUGCGGACGGUUAUGGAUUAUUGUGUGUACGUAUAAGUCCGGCAGCAAGUUAAGUUCACGUUCAGCUGCCCUAAGUGUAUUGCUGCGCGAGUGUGCAAGGUGAAAAGAUAUUUUCUAACAAAAGUUUGAUAGUCGACUAAAUCCCCAUUUGGUGAAGUGUUACGUUUACCGGAAGACGACACAAGACCCAUUCCUAAGUAAUGCCCACGGUAAUGAUUAACUUCCAGUUUGACUGCGAAACCAAUGGCGGUAAUGUAACAUAAGAUAGCUAGUAUAAUAUCGGCACGUAGUGAUUAUCUGUAGCGGGAACCGAGUGGAACGUUUCGAGUGGGGUUUCGAAAUUCGUAAUAGUGUUUAGAUGGCAAAUCCUGCCCGAUGGAAGCAUAGUACUGGUAGUGUAGUAAAGUAGUCAAUCAAUAAUAUCUCCACACCUGAGUAGAGAAGGGAAGUUGGCUGUUAGACCGUUUUGUAAACGAAACGAAUAUGAAGCUGAGACGAAAAAAUAAGAAAAAAACACUCUCGACAAUAAGAUGAAGAUAGGUAAAACUGGGGUAGGCGCGUUGUGAUGUGCAAAUGACGAGGACAUGCGAGGACGCGUUGUAUCUUAAUGGAGCGAUUAAUGUCGUAUUAGUUUGGCCAUUUAUGUAAUGAACAGAAUGAGUAAUUUUGAGUUCCUUUAUGAAGAAGAAAGCAGUAAGAUUAUAUUACGUUUGACUGUUUUUUUUGAUAAACAAAAAAUAACUUUCGUGUGCAAAAAGUGACCAAAAACCAAUCAACUGUAGCUCCGCGCAGGGCGUAGUUCAUUAUAAUCACUUUAACGCCUCGUAACACACAUCAUAAGGUACGCUGGGUACUUUCAAUACCAAGCUAGUUUAACACGUACGAUGCGCUCCACAUUAUCGAUAGUUAGUGCAAUCCCGGAACAGACUCAAUAAUGUUACACUACAAUAAGGUAGCACAUCACAUUAGACUCUCUGUCGAACUUAAAACACUAUCCAGCAAGUAAAUUGCAAAAAAAAAACAAAAACCACAGUGUACAAAUGUUAUAGUUAAUUAAAAAGAAAAGAAAAAAGAAAGUCCUCCCUUCAAAAAGACGCGUAGCCGUGAAAGUGAAAAGUGUAUCGGUGGGAAGACACGUUGAAACUAGUACCAAACUUACAGACCUAGCAUAAAGCAUAUACUAUAUUCGCAAGAGAAGUGAACAUUUUGAUGAUACUAUUUUUCGUUGCCCGAAGUAAAUUGGAAAGCGAAUGGAUAUUUUAAAUUCAUUUUUUUACAAGUAAUUGGAAUCCAGAACUUAUCCGUAUUGGGAGUACACACUUUAUUUACAAUUUGUAACAGCACAAUUAAAUGUAUACAAAACAUUAUCCAAGAUGUAACAUAUAGCUAUUGGCGACUAAAAUAGAAACAAAUGUAAUGGAAUUGUAUUGUUAUUUUUAAGUUCGUAAAGCAACAGAUAUACUUGCCAAAUUAGGUACUUUUUGUCCUUAUUUACUGUACUCCAUUUAUCUGGUUUUUUUUUAAUAUUGUACGAAUCGAAUCUUUAACAGUAAUAGUUUCCACUAUCGGGAAAAGUUUGCUCCAAAAAACCACCUCUAGAUGGUAAAGCAAUUCUUGUUCUGAUUUAGCAAAACACUACAAAAACAGUGCAGUUUUAAUGUCAAUAAUAAAUACCAUAUCAUAGGCAAACAGUAACGAAAACUGUUACGAGAUGGUUCGUAAGCAUAGUUGGACACGUAAAACAUACACACACACACGCAAAGAAACACACUCGUAUAGUAUAUCUUUGCAAUAUAUACAAUUAUAGAACGAUGUGAGCGCAUAAACCGAACACGAGCAUUUAACAUUGAUCCUCACGUUAUGUUUGCACUCGGCAAAAUCUGACUAAUGAUGCCAUUCCUGCAUCCGUAAUAAAACCAAACACAUAAUAAAUGAAA